AUGGACAACAACUGUGAAAUCGACAAGGAUGCCAAGCUCAUCGUGAAGGGGAAGGCCUGCAUGUCCAACGUCAAGCAAGCCAAGGGGUCGCUCUCGGUUGUGGUGGGUGGCGGAUGCAACGACGAAGUGGUGAGAAAGGUGUUUGACAAUUUCAUGGCCUCUGGGGCCGUACCCAACGUUUUCACCGAGCUGGUCUCCUCCAGCAAGAAACAGCCCCCCCAGCUCUGA
Acanthamoeba castellanii str. Neff is the source of this 228-nucleotide messenger RNA. RefSeq lists its product as uncharacterized. The transcript is spliced from 2 exons. Lineage: Eukaryota; Discosea; Longamoebia; Acanthamoebidae. The coding region runs from base 1 to 228 and encodes 75 amino acids. The record is from RefSeq and is a predicted model, not a curated record.